Molecule: messenger RNA, 2431 nt
Organism: Eruca vesicaria subsp. sativa (arugula)
Lineage: Eukaryota; Viridiplantae; Streptophyta; Magnoliopsida; Brassicales; Brassicaceae
Source: the annotation of a GenBank genome assembly
UUCUCUCUACUUUUAUCAAUACACAUUCUCGAUCUUCAUCUUCUUCUUCUUCUCCGAUGGCGGCUGCUAGGGUUCGAUGUCAUCACAGCAAUGCCCUUUUCACCAGCCACCGUAACUCGUCGACGCUACCGAUAUCUCCUAAUCGUGUCGAUUUCACAGCUUUGAAAUGUCCGAGGAAGUUCUUGUUGUCCGUUGGAGAUGGAUCUUCCUGCACAAGGAAUGUUUCAGGUUCUUGUCUCAAAGGCACAGUGCGAGCUGUUAUGAGAGAGGAGAAGACGGAUGUUGUAAAGGAGAGGGAGGUGGAAGAGAAGAGUUUCACGUGCGUGAUGAAGUUUGGUGGAUCCUCGGUGGCGACGGCGGAGAGAAUGAGGGAAGUGGCGGAUUUGAUUUUGGCGUUUCCGGAAGAGACUCCGGUCAUUGUUCUUUCCGCUAUGGGGAAGACAACCAACAAUCUCUUGCUUGCGGGAGAGAAGGCUGUGAGUUGUGGUGUUUCUAAUGCAUCUGAGAUUGAGGAAUUGAGCAUUAUAAAGGAGUUGCAUCUCAGGACAGUGAAAGAGCUCAAUAUCGACUCCUAUGUUGUUACAUCGUUUUUGGAAGAACUAGAGCAACUACUGAAAGGUAUAGCCAUGAUGAAGGAGCUGACACUACGAACCAGAGACUACUUAGUCUCUUUCGGAGAGUGCUUGUCUACAAGGAUCUUUGCAGCUUAUCUUAAUAAAAUCGGUGUCAAAGCACGCCAAUACGAUGCAUUUGAAAUUGGUUUCAUUACAACGGAUGAUUUUACAAACGGCGAUAUCUUGGAAGCAACUUAUCCAGCUGUUGCCAAGAGAUUAUAUGAUGAUUGGAUGCAAGAUCCCGCUGUUCCUAUUGUAACAGGUUUCCUUGGGAAGGGUUGGAAAACUGGUGCGAUUACUACGUUGGGUAGGGGUGGUAGUGAUCUGACAGCAACCACAAUUGGUAAAGCUUUGGGUUUGCAAGAGAUCCAGGUGUGGAAAGAUGUUGAUGGUGUUCUAACAUGUGACCCUACUAUUUAUAAAAGAGCUACACCAGUACCCUUUCUAACAUUCGAUGAAGCAGCCGAGCUAGCUUAUUUUGGUGCACAGGUCUUGCACCCGCAGUCAAUGAGGCCAGCAAGAGAGGGUGAGAUUCCUGUUAGGGUUAAAAAUUCUUAUAACCCUAAAGCUCCUGGAACUAUCAUCACUAAAACAAGAGACAUGACCAAGACAGUUUUAACGAGCAUUGUUCUGAAACGCAAUGUGACCAUGCUGGAUAUAGCAAGUACCCGAAUGCUUGGUCAAGUUGGGUUUCUUGCAAAGGUAUUUUCGAUAUUUGAGGACCUUGAAAUAUCCGUAGAUGUUGUUGCCACUAGUGAAGUCAGCUUAUCUCUGACAUUGGACCCGUCAAAACUUUGGAGCAGGGAACUGAUUCAACAGGAACUCGAUCAUGUGGUUGAGGAACUUGAGAAAAUUGCAGUUGUGAAUCUCUCAAAAGGAAGAGCUAUAAUCUCUUUAAUUGGAAACGUUCAACAUUCCUCCCUGAUUUUAGAGAGGGCGUUUCAUGUUCUUCGGAAAAAAGGUAUCAAUGUCCAGAUGAUAUCACAAGGAGCAUCCAAGGUAAACAUUUCCCUUAUAGUAAAUGAUGAUGAAGCUGAAGGAUGCGUUGAGGCUCUUCACAAAUCUUUCUUUGAGAGUGGUGACCUCUCAGAGUUAUUGAUACAACCUAGACUUGGCAACGGAUCACCUGUUAGGACAAUGCAAGUAGAAAACUGACUUUCACGAUCUCAUUACUUGAUCUGCAUUUUUCAUUGUAUUGCUUCUGAGUUCUACGUACGUUCAUUAAGAACUUCUUUGUUGUCCACUACUUGUUUUACGUUUAGGCAAGGUAACUACUUGCCAGUUUUUCGUUGUGUGAGAACUAUGGGACCAUUUGCGUCAUUAAAUUUUAACCAAUAAGAGAAGAAAUAUAUUCAGAUGUAACUACAUAUGUUUGGAUACUACAGAUUGGUUUGGUACAAGAACAUUGGACUAAAAGCUGUGCAGUUGUGUAAGCAUGUGGACAAGCUCAUCACUUGAAGGCCGAUCUGCUGGAAAGUCAGAAAGACAGAUAAUAGUGAUCCUUAAAGCCAUUAACAUCUCAUCUUCCUCCACUUCCUCGCCAAGAAUACUCUUAUCUAAUGCUUCCCUUGCUUCUCCGGAUUGCUGCAAAUGCUUCAGCCACUGUCCUAAGCUCCCUCCGCUUGCACCUUCUAUAGAGAAAGGAUGUGUAGGGUCUCUUCCAGUUAAAAGAACACCCAAUAUCAUCCCAAAGCUGAAGACGUCGCUUUUGUCUGUAUAUCUGUCACAAUGAUUUGCAUAACUACGUUAGUAAAAGAGAGUUAACUCAAAAGGCAACAGCACUGAUUCUAAGCACCUGUUACUUUGAGAAGACUCAG